Messenger RNA from Mercurialis annua (annual mercury), 931 nucleotides. RefSeq names its product early nodulin-like protein 17. Gene Ontology annotation, molecular function: electron transfer activity. The transcript is spliced from 2 exons. Gene Ontology annotation, cellular component: plasma membrane. Lineage: Eukaryota; Viridiplantae; Streptophyta; Magnoliopsida; Malpighiales; Euphorbiaceae. Bases 158 to 679 code for a protein of 173 amino acids. The record is from RefSeq and is a predicted model, not a curated record.
AAAAACAGUGGCAGUUUUGUAGAUCUAACGGGAAGUUAAACGAGUAAUUUUUUGUUGAUAAAUAGCAGCAGCUGUCUCUUAAUAAACUAAAAACCAACUCAAUCAACAGUUCCACAAAAUCAUAACGUCUUUAUUUCUGCUUGAGAGAGUAGCACUCAUGAAGAAGGCAUGUGGGUUCAGCUCAUCGUUGAUAAUGGUGGCGAUAGCGGUGGUGCUAAUGGUGGUUAUGGUACCACAAGUCUCCGCCACUAGAUGGACUGUAGGAGGUAACAAGGGUUGGACUACUAAUGUGAACUACACCAUUUGGGCUCAGGAUAAGCAUUUCUAUAAAGACGAUUGGCUCUUUUUUGUGUACGACAGGAACCAGAUGAAUGUGCUAGAAGUGAACAAGACAGAUUACGAGUCGUGCAACUCUGAUCAUUUUCUUCACAACUGGACUACAGGAGCUGGAAGAGAUGUAGUUCCGCUCAACGUGACUCGUGACUACUACAUCAUUAGCGGGAAAGGGUUCUGUUACGGUGGCAUGAAGCUAGCUAUUCAUGUCGAAAAGCUACCUCCUCCUCCAACUGCUUCCCCUGUAAAAAAUGCCUCUCCAGUCUCUAACCUUAGAGGCCAGUAUGUUCUACCAGCUGUUGUUGCCAUUGGUGUUUUAUGGGAUGCAUUUGUUCAUAUCUGGUAGCAUUUCUCACCAUUUUAUGUUACUUCUUUAUGAAGUAACCUCACCAUCUAAAAACAUUUUCUUUAACCAAAUUGUGAAGGGGAAUUUGAGAUUUCUUUGCAUACUCAUUUUUUGAUUUUCUUUUCUUGGGGGGCGUUGUUUAAUUUAUGAUUAUGAGUGUUGAUUAAGCUGAGAAAUUGUUAUCGAUGGAAAGACUUGAGGAUUGGUUUGAUUUAUUUAUUAGUGGAGAAUCCUAAUGCAUAGAUUGUGCCA